Messenger RNA from Cicer arietinum (chickpea), 1114 nucleotides. RefSeq names its product proteasome subunit beta type-4-like. The record is from RefSeq and is a predicted model, not a curated record. Gene Ontology annotation, cellular component: proteasome core complex. NCBI's taxonomy places the organism in Eukaryota, Viridiplantae, Streptophyta, Magnoliopsida, Fabales, Fabaceae.
GAUUUAGUUUGUCUUGCUCAAAACGUAAACUUUUAAUCAAGCAUAGCUAAUCAGAACGGUGGUGAAGUCUUUUACAAACCAAUUUCAAUUUGGGGUCUAGGGUUUUACUCCGGCACAAAAUAGUAGCUCAUAUCUCAGAUUGCAUCUUCUUCAGGUAUCUAUAGUAAAGUGGAUCUUUCUUCAUUGCAAUGGACUCUGUAGAUGAAAGCCAGAGAACUCUGUACCCAUAUGUUACUGGCUCCUCCGUCGUUGCUAUCAAAUACAAAGAUGGGAUUCUUAUGGCUGCUGAUAUGGGAGGUUCAUAUGGAUCUACGUUGCGAUACAAGAGUGUUGAGCGUUUGAAGCCUAUUGGAAAGCACUCCCUUCUUGGCGCUAGUGGGGAAAUAAGCGACUUUCAGGAGAUUAUGCGCUACCUUGAUGAGCUUAUCCUUAAUGACAACAUGUGGGAUGAUGGGAAUUCUUUGGGACCUAAGGAGGUGCUCAACUAUCUAACUCGGGUGAUGUACAAUAGGCGCAACAAGUUCAAUCCAUUGUGGAACUCGCUUGUUCUUGGUGGUGUUAAAAAGGGGCAGAAGUAUCUUGGCACGGUUAACAUGAUUGGUAUUAAUUACGAAGACAACCAUGUGGCAACCGGGCUUGGAAAUCAUCUUGCUAGGCCAAUUCUCCGUGAUGAGUGGAAUGAAAACUUGACAUUUGAAGAAGGUGUCAGGUUACUUGAAAAAUGCAUGCGUGUGCUAUUAUACCGUGAUAGGUCUGCCGUCAACAAGAUUCAGAUAUCUAAAAUUACCGAAGAAGGUGCUACUGUUUUCCCGCCAUUCUCUUUGAAAACAUACUGGGAGUUCUCGGCCUUCAAGAAUCCUACGGUUGGUGCCGAAGGUUCAUGGUAGCUUGCUCGUUGCGAAUGAAAUGAUACCGAAUUUUAAAUGGAUUCCAACAGAAUGAUUCCAUGUGUUGAAUGGAUAUGAAAUGAGUUAGGCUACUGAAGCUAAAUGAGACUCACUUUGGUGUUUAUUUCUUAAAUUCUUCAUGUUAGUUUGAAUUGAUCUAUGAUUAUAAUUUCUAUUUCUAUUUCUAUUUUCAGCUUUCUCUCAAUGAUAUUCAUCAUGGUCAUUAA